This is a messenger RNA of Linum tenue, 1020 nucleotides long. Lineage: Eukaryota; Viridiplantae; Streptophyta; Magnoliopsida; Malpighiales; Linaceae. The record is from the annotation of a GenBank genome assembly.
UACCGGAAUGAAACUCACAUAGUCACAUGAACAAAACCAGUGAAAGGGAAGAGGCGAAAAGGUCGAAAAAAUGGCGUGGAUGAAUCCUUCGAUCUUGCUCAUCCUUUUCUUCUUCUCCUCUGCCAGCCGCUCCAUCUCGGCAACUGCAGAGCUCCAAGCGUCUCCUUCGGACCACGGAAUCAAUGGAGGGUUCCAACGAAGGGUUUUGCUUGGCUUCAAAGAAACGCCCAGCGGAAGUAACACAAGCUUUGAUUGCGCUCCUUCCGGGGCCUGCGUUCCCUGCCAAUACUCAGAGAAGACUGAGCCAAAGUACAGAUGCAGUGAGACUGGGUAUCGUAUCCCGUUGAAAUGUAAGGAGAUCAAAGAUGGUGCCAAGCUUGCAAAACAGGGAAAGUCCAAAAAGAAUCGAUCUGAUCUGGAAACGUCUGCUGGUAGUGGAAAUCAGGAGGCUUCUUCCAUUGCAGGUAGAAAUUUGGCCGAGGACUCUAAGAAACUAGAUGGUGGUGGUGGAUCACAGGCUUACAUUACUUACAGAAGUUGCAUACCGCCUGCUGAUGAAGAGAAGGUUUCAGUGCUUGGUUUUGAGGGCAUUGUGCUGUUCUUCAUGGUUGCAAGUGGUUCGUUCGUGUACUAUCGAAAGAAGCAGACAGGAACAAUGCCAGGUGCAGGUAGGAUCCAAAUGAACUCUCGGUUUUGAACCCUUUUUUUUUAUUUUGUCAUUCUGAGACUCCUUGCAUAGCAUGUUCCAUCCCCAUCCCACCUCUUCCAAGCACUUCGAUACACAUUCGUGUUUCACUGUAAUUGUUGAGUUUCUUGUAUGUCUUGCUCUCGUAGAUAGUGAUUGCCUUUCAAUGGACGAUGUUGUAGUUAAUGAAAUCAUCGGUACUAAUGCGUCUGAGCAUAGUUUUAUACGAGCUUCCUUUCGCUCGUUCAGAUUUGUUCAAUGUUCGAUUUUGGCCUCUUUGUGUAAGUUUUGUCUUGUGCAUCAAGAGCAGUAACUAAUGCAUUAGGAAGGGAAGG